CACGGCCUGGUUGCGGGCCCCGGCCGCGCCGCGCCGGAGCCGGGACGGGACCGCAGCGCCUGCGCCUUCGGGUCUCCCUUCCCCUGGGCGUGGGACGCACUCCGGCCUGGUCUCUUUAGCGACCACACUGGCGACUUAGAGGAUUUUCAUGUGUAGUUGCACGACUUCCGGAAAUACCAGACCCACAGCUGGGCACUCAGUCAAUUAGGAAGCCGAUGACCCUGCUUAAUGAUUCCAGAACUGGGUACUGAUGUGGAGACAAUGCCAAAGCUGCAGGGUUUUGAGUUCUGGAGCCGCACCCUAGGGGGGGCCCGCCACGUGGUGGCCCCCAUGGUGGACCAGAGCGAGCUGGCCUGGAGGCUGCUGAGCCGCCGCCACGGGGCCCAACUCUGCUACACCCCCAUGCUGCAUGCCCAGGUCUUCGUCCGCGAUGCCAACUACCGGAAGGAGAACCUUUACUGUGAAGUGUGCCCUGAGGACCGGCCCCUCAUUGUACAGUUCUGUGCCAAUGAUCCAGAAGUGUUUGUCCAGGCGGCUCUCCUGGCUCAGGAUUAUUGUGAUGCUAUCGACCUGAAUUUGGGUUGCCCGCAAAUGAUAGCCAAGCGAGGUCACUAUGGUGCCUUCCUACAGGAGGAGUGGGACCUGCUUCAGAGAAUGAUUCUGCUAGCCCACGAGAAACUCUCUGUCCCUGUCACGUGCAAAAUCCGUGUCUUCCCAGAGAUUGAUAAGACUGUGAGAUAUGCCCAGAUGCUGGAGAAAGCUGGCUGCCAGUUGCUGACUGUGCACGGGCGCACCAAGGAGCAGAAGGGACCUCUGUCAGGCACUGCAUCCUGGGAGCAUAUCAAGGCUGUGCGGAAGGCAGUGGCCAUCCCUGUGUUUGCCAACGGGAACAUCCAGUGCCUGCGGGAUGUGGAGCGCUGCAUCCAGGACACAGGGGUACAGGGUGUCAUGAGUGCAGAGGGCAACCUGCACAACCCCGCCCUGUUUGAGGGCCGCAGCCCUGCUGUUUGGGAGCUGGCCGAGGAGUACCUGGACAUCGUGCGGCAGCACCCCUGCCCCCUGUCCUAUGUCCGGGCCCAUCUCUUCAAGCUGUGGCACCACACGCUGCAGGUGCAUCAGCAGCUUCGAGAAGAACUCGCCAAAGUGAAGACUUUGGAGGGCCUCGCCGCAGUGAGCCAGGAGCUGAAGCUGCGGUGUCAGGAGGAUAUAUCCAGGCAGAAGGAGGGAGAGAAGCCCUUGGGUGGCUUGCCUUUCUUCCACUGGAUCUGCCAGCCCUACUUCCGGCCAGGGCCCAGGGAGGGGAGCAAGGAGAACGGAGGUGCCCGCAGCAAGCGGGCCCUGGAGGAGGAGGAGGGCAGCACGGAUGUCCUGUCCAAGAACAAGCAGAAGAAGCAGCUGAGGAAUCCUCACAAGACCUUUGAUCCCUCCCUAAAGCCGAAAUAUGCAAAGUGUGAUCAAUGUGGAAACCCAAAGGGCAACCGAUGUGUGUUUAACCUGUGCCGGGGCUGCUGCAAGAAGCGAGCUUUCAAAGAGACUGCUGACUGCCCAGGUCACGGAUUGCUUUUUAAAACCAAAUUUGAGAAGUCUCUGGCCUGGAAGGGGGCCCAGCCCCGGCUGCAAGAGCCUCAGCAGGCAGGGCCUGGGGAACCAGGCAGCUUCCCCGAGGUCAUGGGCAGUGCUCUGGCCUGAGGGCAGCUGGAGCCUGAUGUGCUGUCCCACUGGGCCCAGGACUGCUGCCAAAGCCUCAACACAUCCCACUUAUGGAAAUGCCUUUACUCAGGGAAUCUCCUGCUACUUAACAUGGAAGGACAAGCUGGUCUUACCCUCAGCCCACGCUGGGGGCCCGGAAAUGCUGCACUGGGGAGCAGGCUCCCAGGCUGGACCUUCCCCGUCCUCCAAACUUGUGUGUGUUCAAAAGCAAACAAUAAAUCAUUUCAAAGAUGCA
Molecule: messenger RNA, 1945 nt
Organism: Equus quagga
Lineage: Eukaryota; Metazoa; Chordata; Mammalia; Perissodactyla; Equidae
Gene: DUS1L
Product: dihydrouridine synthase 1 like
Exons: 14
Coding region: 229-1689 (486 amino acids)
Biological process (GO): tRNA processing
Molecular function (GO): tRNA dihydrouridine synthase activity; flavin adenine dinucleotide binding
Source: RefSeq, a predicted model, not a curated record